This is a messenger RNA of Amorphotheca resinae ATCC 22711, 1580 nucleotides long. RefSeq lists its product as hypothetical. The transcript has 2 exons. The record is from RefSeq and is a predicted model, not a curated record. Lineage: Eukaryota; Fungi; Ascomycota; Leotiomycetes; Helotiales; Amorphothecaceae. Bases 190 to 1275 code for a protein of 361 amino acids.
GGCGUAAGCUGAAAGCCUGUGAAGGGCUGACCCGCCUCAACGAUUGAAGUCCUGCGAUUCUCUCUUUUUCUCCUUCCGCGGUUUCUUCGUAUUCUCAACGUCUAUUUUGUUAAGUAUCUUUUUGGUCUCUCUUGAACCUCUGUUCCUUCUGCGCGCUCUCUCUCAUCUCGUUCGUUUGAUGUCUUCAAGAUGGCUUCCGCUACCCGCCUCCCCUUGAAAUCUAUCGCCUUCACCACAGCCCUCGUCGUGGCCGCGGGCUCCUCACGGAUCAACCUCCGUGCUCUUCUUACCAGCACCUUCACUGGCCCUGGGAGUUACUCACGCAUCGCGGCGCUCUUGGUCGUGGUCGCGAAUCUCAAGAAUGUGCCUUUUGCAUGGCAUUACCGAGUCUUCAAUGCCAUCCUCCGGCACUGCGUCUUCUGCAAACGCAUCAUCCCGCCGGAGCUCGCGCCCUCGACGCUCUUCCUCCCCGUCAUCACCAGCUCGCGCUCGCCGCUCUCCGAAUGCGACUACAACUUCCACAAGUCCAACUCGACGUACUUCUCGGACCUGGACGUGACGCGGUCGCACCUCGUGUGCUGCCUCCUGCAGCCGGGCAUCGCGCGCCUCCACCACAACGCCCAGGAGAAGCUCGUCCUCGACGCCCAGGGCAAUCCCGUCCUCGGCCGCUGGGGCAUCAUGCUCGGCGGCGUGCAGUGCAGCUUCAAGCGCGAGAUUGGCAUCUACGAGCCCUUCGAGAUGUGGACGCGCAUGCUGUGCUGGGACCGCAAGUGGCUGUACGUCGUCACCCAUUUCGUGAAGAAGGGCACCGUGCGCCCGCGCUCCUACAUCCUCACCGACGGCAGCUGGUUCGGCUCCAAGCCUUACGAUGUCAAGGGCGACGGUAAGGCCGCCCCGGAGGAGGAGGACGUCGACGAGAAGAACAUCUUCGCGAGCGCCGUCUCCAAGUACGUUGUCAAGCUGGGUCGCCUCACAGUCCACCCGGAAGUCCUCCUCGCUGCGUCCGGCAUGCUGCCCGAGCGGCCCGGCGGCUGGGCUACCAUGAACGGUAACAGCGGCGACUCAACCCCCGAGAUCGUCGAAGCUGGCGCAGAUGCUGAUGCCGAUGCCGCCCCAGCGUCGUCCGGCGACGAGUGGGAUUGGAAGCGCAUUGUGGCGCAGAACGAGAGGGGGCUGAAGUUCGCAGAGCACCUAGCGGCGCUGGACGGCCUGCAUCAUGAAUUUUCGGGGAGCAAGGCGCCUGCGCUGGGCAGGUAUCGAGAUUUCAUAUUUUAGAUUAUGCUUUAGAAUGGUCGCGAGACCAGAAGGGGACCGGAGGAGGGGUUUCUUGUGUGUUGUACGACCUUUCUUUUAAUAGAAGUUCCGCUGUCCGUAUACUGAUAUCUUAGAUUUUGGAAAGACGAUAGAUAAUAGAUGGCUGGCGCUUUGAAAUGAGAAACUGGAUCGCAGAGAGCGUGAGCGGAAUAGUGGGAGAGGGCGCUGAGAAUCAACAGACGUGUUCCUUGCUUGCUUCUUUCAUCUCCUUCCUGUCCAAAUGAAUCCUAUACCUAUACCUAUAAAUCCAUACCUAUCCUUCCCUC